AUGAAUGUUAAUGGAGGUAAGUGAUGCUUUAAUAUUUGUGUUGCCAUAUUUUUUUUUACUAUUUAUUUUGAUUUAGCGGUUAAAUAAUCUUUUGAUUUUACAUGUUUGACCAAAAAAUUGUCAUGAAUAAUAUAAAAAUUAAAAAAAAAUGUUUCCAGGUUUCUCCAAGUCCAACGAGCCCCCCUCAAUUCGACGUUGCCAUGAACUGAACUGCCCAUCCACGCAUUGCCAUCACAAUAGUAAUGAAGCCAGGCCGAGAAUCAUAUCCGCUCCGAGCAGCCCAAUACCUCAACGGCCGGUCAUUUAUUUGGAUCAAAUAUCGCGAGGGAAAUCAUUUACAAGAAAAGAAACUCAACUGUCGUCAAAUGGAGAAGGAUUUGAAUGGAUGGAAUUGCCAAAAAGCCCCAGGGGAAUGAAGUCGCCGGGACAUACACCAAUGAGAUUUCCGAAGGGAAAAGAAAACGAUCCUGCACUUGAAGGUGGGUUAAUCGGGUUGACAAUCAUAGAAUAGGAUGUGAUAGUUAUGUUAAUUAAUGUUUGGUAGUAUAUUAAGUGCUAGGUAUACGUUUUUAGAUCAUUUUUUAUAUUGUACUGGAUCCUUUUUAAAAAAUAUUUUUCGAUUUUUUUAAACUUUUUAUAUUACUUUUUGAGGUUUCAGAUCGUAUAGACUUUGAUGCCACCCAAACCAUUGAACCAGACCGCGAUCUCACCCCAACAUUGCCCACAACACCUAUGGGCACACUUAAACCCUCCGGUUUCUUCAGCUCCCCACCCGAAUUACAGAAGUCCGAUCUGUUGGCUGAGGUCUGUAAAAGCCUAGAAAGAACUCAAGACACCCUCCGAAAAUGCAGAACUCCAGUUAUGGAGGAAGGAAGAAGCCAGUAUGAUUUUAGGCAUGAGAAGCCAAAUGAUGAACGAAAGAGAGACAACACAUCGCCAGUGAAGGCCUCCAGAACCUUGAGAUUCGACCCCAACCCUCAGAUUAGAAUGAGAACGAGCAGUGAUGUCAGCAGUGAAGAAUGGGGUGCCCAAGGGAGCUCGAAAGAUCAUGGAGAAUAUAAAAAGACGGACAAAAUUACUUCUCCCAGGGAUGUUAGAGCUCUCAGUCGAAAACAGGGCCCGGGAAUACUGAUGAAUCAAAGCAGAAGCCCCGGAUCGAAUUUCGAAUCCAGUUUGAGGUCAAGAAGUCAUGGGGAAGAUCCGAAUCACCCCCUAGACCCCUUACUAGAUGCCUCUGGAGAAGUUUACGACUCGUUGGUAAUGCGAAAGCAAGAAUCAAUUGAAAAUGACAGAAGUCAGAGUGAAAUCUUGGUCGAAAGAGAGGACACAAUCCCAUCUCGAGAGGAAUUUGAUCAGAGUCAGGGAAGAAGUGACGUCAUCUCCCCAUACCGACAGAUUUUGUUGAGAAAUCGGGAACUUUUUGAGAGAAUUAAGCCAAGAAAACUGGACUUUGAGGGGAAUACAAGUGUAAACGAGAGAAAUAAUGGGAAAAAUGCAAAGUUUAAACAGAUUCCGAUCAGACCAAAGGAUAUUAUGGACAGGAGAAUCAUGAAUGUAAGGGUUUUGGGCACUUUCAUCGAUUUUUUCUGUGAAAAUGGGUACUUUUUGAAGAAAAUUUUGAUUUUUUUACAAAAAAAAAAAUGAAAGACCUUGUAAAAUUUUUGAUUUUUUGAUCGAAAAAUUGAAUUUUAAUUUCUCUGUGAGUCGGGAUUUUUUUUCAGCCGACCCGGUUGGAAGGCCCUCCCUCUCACCGAACCAUGGCAGCACCCACCCAUUUCCAUGUCCAUCAACACUUUGAAGCCAAUUUUUCAAGCGCCAAACCAACUUCUAAGGACACCGUAACCCCAAAGCAACAAUACCUCCGGAUUCUGAAGAACAUUUACUCCCAUAAAGUGGACCUUUUGAUCCAAGAAGAGAAGGAAGCGCAGAUCAGACAAGACCGCAAAAUGGAACUGAUGGUGAUCCAGAAAAAGAAGAAUGUUGUCAAGGAAUUGGCCGAGAGAAUCCAGCAAUUCAAGGCGGAUUGCAAACACAAGAGAUUCUCGGAGGUGGGAAGGGAAUUUUUUGGGAAUUUUAUUUCGUAUUUUAGGCACAAAUUGAGCGAAUGAUAAGCAAAGAGCAGAGCAAUUUGGAUGAGAUGGAAAGCAAAGUCGAGGGAUUGCUGGAAGCCGCCAGAAAACGAAAUGAAAUCUUGAUGAUGAAGAAGGGACACAAAGGAGAAUAUUCGAACUACUCACAGUAUAGUAGCCUGGAAAGCACCAAAAAACGUAAGAUUUUUGAGGGUUUUGGGAAUCUCGGGCAAUUUGAUGACUAAAAGAAGGUUUUUCACGGCUUUUAUGUAAUGGGAGUUAUUUUAGCACCCCAUAAGUUGGACGCCGGCACCUCUCCCCAUCUCCCAGGCCAAGUGUCGGAUCGUUUUGAAAAGGAGAAAUUCAAGUUUGAGCCGAAAAAGAGCUCUUCCUCCACCAUUUUUGAAGCCAAUAUCCGAGAAAAAGGCGAUAAAAUUGGAUCAGCGGAGCCUCCAGACUCUUCGAGGUCAACGCAAUAUGAUAUAACGAGUAUUGAGACGGACCCAUCCACUCCAAUUCAAAAAUCACCAAUUGAUCAUGGAGAAGAUGGCGAAAAGACCCCGAUUCUUGCCGAAACCUCGGAAAAGGAACUCAGAGCGUUUUCAGAGGAGGACAGAACCGAUGAUUUGUUCCACACCCCGAAGAAAAAUCGAGGAUUUGGAGGUUUUCAGAUCCCCAAACUCAAUUUGGACUUUCUGGAUGAUGGAAGUGGAAUUGAUGAUACUAUGAAGGCACUGGGAAUGGAGAAACAGAAAGAAGCUGAAAAAGGAACUCAAGAUGUCCUAGAAGAACUUGAGAAUCAGCAGACGGAGCCUGACAGCAGCCAAAAUCAGCAGCAGGAGUCUGAAGUGACUCAAGUAGAAUAUAGUGAACGUCAAGAAAGACCCUCGAGUGUUCUGGGUAAUGACAACACAUUGGAUUCUACGUUCAAACGAGCCAUGGAGGAGUCGUUCCUGGGUGGGAUAGGCAUUGACUUCCGUUUGGGUGAACCAGGAAAGGGAGCACCAACUAUAGUUCAAGAAAAGGAUAUAUCGGGGAAGAAAGACCAUGAGGAUGUGGAAAAAAUUGAGGAAGAAAAGGAGUAUGAAGGUGGAAGAAAAAUGGGAAGCAGUUUGGAGCCAGAGGUGGCUAUCGAAAUGAGUAAUGAAGCAAUAACGGAUGCUGUCCGUGAAGUUACCCCCAGUGGAAAGAUUGAAGAAAAGGAAGAUGAUCUGGGUGUAAAAACGGCUGAAUUAUUGGAUAAAAAGGAAGAUCAAGGUACGAUUGAACGUGCUGAAGUAAUUGAAGCUGGAUUGGAAGACACUGAGACCAAGAAAAGUCAAGGAAAAAUGGGGCAACAUCAAGAAGUUGAUGAUGAAUCGGAAAAGCGACAAGACGCUCAGGAAGUCCCUGUGGAAGAAGAGGAAGCCCAGGAGACGACAGCUAGUGAAGAUGUGAACCAAUUAUCAACUGCAAUUCAAGAUUUUCAUUUGGAAACCUUUGAAAAACAACAUGGAAAGUCAGAGGAGAAAGAGGAAUUUGAGGAAAACGCUCAAGAAAAGAUUGAAGAGGUAUGUAGCUUGAGGAAAAACGAGUGUUUUAUGAAUUUUUCAGCCAGUUCAAAGCGAUUCCCCCUCGGUUUUCUCGUCCCUUCGCUCGGAUCUCCCAAUUUCCGAAGAUUUGGGACUAGAAUCGCCGAAAAUUGAUGGUGAAAUUGAUGAAGGAGUUGAACAAAAAGAUAAAAUGGGAGGUGAAGUGGAGGAAGAACUUGCAAGCCCUCAGAGAGAACCCACAGAAUCGUCAGAAGAGCCGAAGAGCCAGCCAGAGUCUGCGGAAAGCCGUGGUCGAUCCUCGGAUUCAAAUGGAAGCCAUAGAAGAAGAAGGUAAAUUUUUAUGCUUUUUUGGGUUAAACUAGGUUGGGUGGAAGGGUAACUUUGAGUAUUUUAGAUCUCUAAUCCCUCAACUUCAACGUCUCGACUCUGGUUCAACGGUUUUGCCCACCACAUCGGUUGGUUCUCCAGAUCCUCAGCCCUCGCAUAAGUCCAAAAUUCCAAGAAGAAGAUCUUCGGUUGGUUCAGAACUCCCUGAAUCUACGAUAAAUGAACCAACAACGGCUUCGUCGACUCAGUCAUCAAUCCCGGAACAAUUGGAAACCGCAAAAAGCUCGAGUUCGGAGAGCACGGCUAAAGGGAGCACAAGUUCAAGCGAACAGCCGAGUCGGCAGAGCACUCAAAGAACAUCUACCGACUCUGGAGAUCCAUCAGGAGGUCAGGGUGGAUCGAAGGGAAGCUCGGCAAGGUCGGGACAAGGAACAAUGAACAGCGGAAGCGACAGCAUUCCGGAGGUGGGUAUCUUGAUUAGAGAUAGAUUUAGUGGCAUGGGUAAGAUAAAUUUGGUGAUAAUAGUGACGAUUUUUUAUUGAUGAGAAGUUAGGUUUUUGGUACCGUAGCGUGUUUUAAGAUUACAAGCUUUUUUUUUAUAAAAAGGGGUAUCUUUAAUUAAAGGAGGUCUGAAGAUUGUGAUUUUUAGGAUGUAACGACCGCCAGAGACUCGGAUUCUCCUCAUUCCACCUCACUUACAGUCCCAACCCCGCCUUCCGGUCAAUCUGAUAGCGCCAUUUCAAGCCUCUCAACCCCGAGGAUCUUCAGUCUUUCACAUCCAAACGCGAUGAGGUCCCCAAAAGAAAGGACCUUGACGGUCUGGCCGAAAGCACAGCGAUCCACGGACAACAACUCGUUGUUGUCGGCAUCGAUCAACUCUUCAAGAGCCAAUGACAGUUUGCUGCACACGGGAGAAGUGAACCCGAGACGGAAUGGCUUGGCCGAUAUAGUGGAAAUGAACUCGUUUAGUCAUCUGGAUUAUGUCGAUAAAAUGCAGUCUUGGCACACGAAUGAGAGAGUCGACGCUCUCAUUGAGUAUUUCACGAUCAGAUUCUAUCAGAAGCACGUCUAUAAGUACAGGAAAAGACUUUUGAAUCUUGAGAAAAUUGAGAACUUUAGAGAGGUUCAAGUUGAUGACGAGUUUUUGGAAAAAGAGGUCCCAGAGGAGGAUAUGCUCGAAGUUGUGUGAGUUUUUGAGAUGAACGGGAAGAUUAUGGAAUGAUUUAUCGAUUCAGGUUGAUUGUUGCGGAUCAUGUGGCCUACUUUAUGAACCAAGCCGUCAAGAAUCAAAUGAUCCCAUCAGAAAGAACCAAGGAACUUUAUGAUGCUUUCAGGGGUCCGAAUGAUGAGAACAUGGUCAAGUUUAUUAAGAAAAAGAUGAGACUUCUGACUGAGAUUUAUCCGCAACCAUGCCGUAAGUUUGUAAAAUUUGGGUAUUUUGGGGAUGCCUUUAUAUUGUAGUAGGUGGAGGUUAAAAUUUUUGAUGAUUUUUUAUUGUUGGGGGUGAUAGGAUAUGAGUUUUCGGAUUUUUAGGCUACUUGGAGAUUGUGUGAUAUUGGAGAAUGUAUUUUGUAACGACUGGAGAGUAAAAUUAUAUUGUACUUGACAUUAUUUGAUGAGUUAUUAAAAAUGUUUGUUUUUGUAAAGUGAGAUAGUAGGUUUAGAAGUUAUUUUAUCCGAUUAUGAUUUAGUUAUUUGUUUUUUUAGUCCGAUCAAAAUGGGAAUUGACCUCAAUUGAACGCAAAGUCGACUACAUUCCGGCCGAAGAGCGCUUCCAAAACAACUUUAUCAACGGCAAAAUUGCUGAGCGCGUCUUAAAACCACCCAUUCCAUAUCCCUAA
This is a messenger RNA of Bursaphelenchus xylophilus (pine wood nematode), 5769 nucleotides long. The record is from the annotation of a GenBank genome assembly. NCBI's taxonomy places the organism in Eukaryota, Metazoa, Nematoda, Chromadorea, Rhabditida, Aphelenchoididae.